This is a messenger RNA of Oncorhynchus tshawytscha (Chinook salmon), 670 nucleotides long. Its product is annotated as otospiralin-like. The coding region runs from base 11 to 316 and encodes 101 amino acids. The record is from RefSeq and is a predicted model, not a curated record. Lineage: Eukaryota; Metazoa; Chordata; Actinopteri; Salmoniformes; Salmonidae. The transcript has 3 exons. Gene Ontology annotation, biological process: sensory perception of sound.
GUCUGACAGCAUGCAUCGCCUGCGUGUCUCAAUGUUGGUCUGCUUCAUACUCCUGGGACUCCUCAGUUUCACAGGAGCAGAAGAGACAGAGACUGCCACAAAGGAAGGCAAAGGCAGGGAAAAACGUGAAAUGCCCAACUGGGCGCUGUGGUCGUCUGACUUCACAGGCUGGUUGCAGGAGCUGACUGCCCAGGCUGGUUACGACCGGAUCCAGGACCUGGCCAGAACCUACUGGGCCCACUUCCCUAUUGCCAGUUACCUAGGUUACGACAGCCCCGACGAAGACACAGAAGAGUCUAAGGGGGUACCGGAAUGAAGUUUGGGUCAAAUUAAAUCUUUGGAGAAGUUUAAAAUCACUGCCUUUGAACUAUUGUCUGAAUAUUGCUUUGAUCAAACUAUACCCUGAACAUAUUUAGUAGCAGACAGGCAUGCAUGCACACACAGUUAAUGCUAUAAAUCUCCUUUAAACAAAUUGAUGGCUUAUUGCGCUUUUCUUUGUCAUCUAGUCAAAGCAGGAAGGUUUACAAAGUUAUUAUCUUUGAACAGUUUGAUUCUCAUACAUUCAGAUUCUUGCAUCAGAAACCUGACUUGAUCUUGAGUGGCUUUGAUCAACAAUUUUGAUUAAGUCUGCACAGUGUUGAUUGAGUUGGACAGAGAACAAUGGUGGUGG